Messenger RNA from Harmonia axyridis, 2053 nucleotides. Its product is annotated as sodium channel protein Nach-like. Gene Ontology annotation, cellular component: membrane. Bases 348 to 1994 code for a protein of 548 amino acids. The record is from RefSeq and is a predicted model, not a curated record. The transcript has 8 exons. Gene Ontology annotation, molecular function: ligand-gated sodium channel activity. NCBI's taxonomy places the organism in Eukaryota, Metazoa, Arthropoda, Insecta, Coleoptera, Coccinellidae. Gene Ontology annotation, biological process: sodium ion transmembrane transport.
UGCCCAAAAUUUCCAAGAUUUAUCGACCAAUCGAGCACUAUUAAGUCACUCUGUAUAUAGGCCUAAACAAUUAUUGACAUCAAAAAGUUAUAACCUUAAACUGAUUGACUUAUGACUUCAUCAAGAUUUUAUCUAAAUCGAACUAACGUAGAUCCUUUCAGUGAACAUUACUCAUAAUGGCUGAAAUAUAACAAUAGAAUAUAGUAUUGAUUUCAACCAACAAAGAACUAACAUCGAGACAUCGAUUUAGUGUCCAUCAGUAGGUUAGUGGAAAAACUUAAAACAUCUAUGAUACAGAUGAAAUGUAAUGUAUUUUAUGGAUUCACGAAUUUUUUUCAUAUUCCAUUAUGAUCAUGGUCAAGUCAAGACAGCCUUCCAAUUCCCUAGCAGUGAAGAAGAGCAAAAACCUAAAAACGAGUUGGAGGGAUUACCUAAAAAUACUGAAAACCAGUUGGAAGGUUCAGACUCAAGUGUUUUUCGAAAAUUCUACUCUACAUGGCGUCAGAUACAUUGCCGAAAAGGGAAGACCUUUUUUCGAAAACUUUAUGUGGUUUGUAUGCGUUAUGGUUGGAUUGAUCACGUCCAUAAUAAUAAUCUUCAGUCUAUGGGAAAAGUUCCAAACGAAUCCAACAAUUACAGGUCUUGAUACAGAUUUUCACAGUUGGGACGUAGCUUUCCCUGCUAUAACUAUCUGUCAGGAAAAACCAGGAAAUAUGACAUUGAUCGAUGAUUAUAUCGAAAACAAGUUCAGUGAUAUCGAAGAUAAAGAUCAAGCAAAGAAGUUUUUAGAACUCUUGACCACACUGUCAUAUGAUAACAUGAAGGAUAUAGGACAGUUUGGCAAAUUUGAUGUCUUCCUCGAGGCAUCUACCUUGAAAAAUAUUAUGAUAUCGAUGAUGAACAAAUGCCAAGAUAUAUUCGAUAGUUGCGAAUGGAAGUCUAAACCUUAUGAUUGUUGUGAAGGAUUUUUUCCAGUGUUUACAGAAAACGGAUUCUGUUACACCUUCAACUCUAGACAUCACGAGAAACGAAAUGAAAAUUCACCUCCGUUCAAAGAAGAAAAGAUCAAAGAAACUGAUUUGAAGUGGAGUCUUGCCUUUACUGUGAAGAAUACUGACAUCAACAUACCGAUAUACAUGUUGAACUCUGAUGAAAUAGCUGGAAUUGACACCCCACCCCAGCACGUUUGGGACUUCACAAUGAAGAGCAUAUCUUUCGCUGUCAGACAAACUUACACCACUGAAGAUACUAGACAACUAAGCAUCAAACAGCGUCGCUGUAUCUUCGCAGAUGAGAGAAAAUUGGAAAUCGACUACAUGUACACGUAUACAGCCUGUACAAGACAAUGCAGGAUAGAUAGCUCGAUGAAACUGUGUGGUUGUGUACCUUUUUUCUACAGUUUUAGGAGUGGUAGUCCAUACAGAUAUUGCAGCAUCCGAGAAAUGGAGUGUAUUGCUAACAAUAAGGAUCAAAUCGUGGACAUUGAAAGUUGUGACUGCCAAUUAGGAUGCUCGAACACUGUUUACGAAGUGGAGAAAUUAAGUUCUAACAAUGAAGUUGAUAUCAGUACUAUGGAAAUUGGAUUUUUGUCGUGGCCAAUGAUACGAUAUAAAAGAGAAGUUCUUUUCGGAUGGGUAGAUCUUUUAGUGUCUUUUGGUGGAAUCGCAGGUCUGUUUCUCGGCUUCAGUCUGCUUUCCGGCGUUGAAAUGAUCUAUUAUUUUACUAUUAGAGCCUAUUUCAUGAUUGUGAAAGAACGGGGAACACUUGAGAAAAUUUAUGAAGAAGAUAAGUUGAAACCUAAACCUAGCUACGAUUUGAGUUUAACUCCAUAUUUUGUAUCAGAUCCAUUACCUGGUAAUGGCUAUAAUGAACUUAGGAAGGAUCACAUGAAGAAGAUGAAGUUGAAAAAGUCAAACAAAAUAGAACCGCUCAAAGGCAAAUGGAGACCGGAAGACAGCAUACUCCCACCAUAUGGCAUCCAAUUUUCUGAAUGAGACAAAAUUAACAAUAUAAAUUUUAUUGAUAUCUCAUUUGUACAAAUACUUAUUUACAC